AUGGGCAAUAUAAUGUCAUCAAGUUUUGCACCGGAGUGUACAGAAUUGAAACAAGUAUACGACGAAUGUUUCAACAAAUGGUAUAGUGAAGAAUUUUUGAAAGGUAGGGGUGAAAAUGAGAGAAAUCCAUGUUUAAAACAAUGGCAAUUAUAUUCACAAUGUGUAGCAUUACAUAUUACAAAGGAUAAAGAUUUAAAGGAAUCAUUAGACCAGGCAAGAUUAGAGGCACCAUUUGAGUCUGGUGGUGAAUUAAUAAAUAAUAAGGAUAAUAAGAAAUAG
Arxiozyma heterogenica is the source of this 279-nucleotide messenger RNA. RefSeq names its product Mdm35p (gene MDM35). The transcript has a single exon. The record is from RefSeq and is a predicted model, not a curated record. Gene Ontology annotation, biological process: phospholipid translocation. The coding region runs from base 1 to 279 and encodes 92 amino acids. Gene Ontology annotation, molecular function: phosphatidic acid transfer activity. NCBI's taxonomy places the organism in Eukaryota, Fungi, Ascomycota, Saccharomycetes, Saccharomycetales, Saccharomycetaceae. Gene Ontology annotation, cellular component: cytosol; nucleus; mitochondrial intermembrane space.